Cololabis saira (Pacific saury) is the source of this 3473-nucleotide messenger RNA. RefSeq names its product RNA exonuclease 1 homolog. The transcript has 17 exons. Bases 1 to 3345 code for a protein of 1114 amino acids. Lineage: Eukaryota; Metazoa; Chordata; Actinopteri; Beloniformes; Belonidae. The record is from RefSeq and is a predicted model, not a curated record. Gene Ontology annotation, cellular component: nucleus. Gene Ontology annotation, molecular function: nucleic acid binding; exonuclease activity.
AUGUUUCCUUCCGCGGGGCUUUUCGCCGAUAUAAACUGUCCCUUCGCUCAACGUGGGCUGUGUGAGAGACCUCACUGUUCAUACAAACACACCUCAAAGCUGUGGGACACGUUUGGCAGCUUGAACAAAUCCACCGUUGUGGAUUUAACAGGAGAGCGUUCUCAUGGUCCACACGCUUCCUAUGGAGCACCGGGAAACGAGACGGCAGGCACCUGCCUGCAUGAGCUGGAGCGCAUCAACAAGGAGAUUGAGACCGUCAGGCACGAAGUGGAGCGGGAGCAAAGGCGGCUUUCCUCCUACCAGACUGUUCAGGCAGAAAGCAAAAGCAAUGCAGCUCCUUCAAGGUGUGCUUCUUAUGAAUCGCACUCGAGUGCAGAUCACAAAGCCCUCCCGCGACCGAGGAAGUAUGUGGUCGACAGCUCGCGACCAAGGACUGAUUUAGAGUACGACCCUAUGUCCAACUUUUCUGCUGCAUUGCAGUCGUAUAGCUCAUCGGCCAAGGAGAAGAGAGUUAAAAACCGACAAGACUUGAAGAAAUCAACGCCUGAUCAGAAGGAACCAGCUACUCGGCAGGCCCACGUUUCUCAGUCGCCGUUUCCAGUACCAUUAGAUGACUCUAAUGAAGACGGUGUGCUGAUUAUUGAUUAUCUUUCUCUUCCUGAGAAAAUAAGUGGUCAACUCCAGAAACCUGUUGAUUCUGUCGGGGGAAAAUUCUCACAGGAUUCUGCACCGCUGAACCUAAGAAAGGCCAAGGCGCUUUGUGACACCGGUUCAUCUAGUUUAAGAGAGAAGAAAAACGAUAUCCCUGAGCCAACAAGUCUUCCUGUCGCCACAGACCAGCGGGAUCACCACUGGGAAAGUCCUCAGCAGGAGCCGCUGGGCAGUGAGCACAAAAUGAAAGGACUUGAUUCACUUUUUCGUAAGGUUGAAUAUACUGAUUCUCCACCCAGACAACAUGCUCAGAAAGGCCCGACUGCAGAACAGAGCAGGCUCGAUGACAAAUGGCCAAGGCAGAGUGGACCAUCAGUUGUGCAAGAGGGACAGAAAAUCUCAAGCACGAAGCCAGUUCAAAUGCACGGGAAAUCUACCAUGUCCCACCUCUCGUCUGUGAGACGCCAGGAGCAAGCAGGGGCAGCUCCAACUCAAGAUGUUUCCUCUGUAAAGCCACAUUUGAAUACCAGAGCUGAGCCCAAUGUGCAGCUUCAGAAGGCAGAUCCUGAACCAGUUAUAAUCAUCAGCUCCAGUCCGGAUGAGGACGACGAAGAGGAAGAGGAGGAAGAGGAAGAGGAGGAAGACAUCGGCUAUUUAGAACUAGAUUUGUCAGACAGUGACCCAAUGGAGGAAUGUUACAGGAUCUUUAUGGAGGCCAACGAUGAGGACAAGGAAGACGAGGAGGAUCCCGACACAUCGACUGGAUUUCCUAUGGAGACGGAGAAGCCAGAGAUGGAAGUGACACUCCAAGCGGUGCCGGGGAAGAAGAGGGUGGCUCAUGAAGCCAAAAACACAGAGCAGCCACUGGCUAAGGUCAGGCCUCAGCCCCAGGUUUUGGUUCCUCUCAGAGAGCCAGGAGUGUCAGGGUUUGGUUUGCGGCCUUCAUUCAGUUCUAAGGUCCAGCAAGUACAGCAGAGAGCCUCCACGCUAACUUCUUCAGUCAAAGCUGCUCAGGCGUUUACUUCCUCCAACAGCCAGAAGAAACUUGAGUUGCCGAGUUCAUCUGCUACUCCGACCCUGAUUCCUGAAAACCUGCAGCUUGCCACUGUACAAAACGGUUGUUUGAACUACAUUCCUGUGGGGACUACUGUUGUCGAAGUGGGAAACGGCUUGCACCUGAUUCUCCCUCAGGGUGCCUUCCCUCUCUCAGUCGCGUCGUCCACUUCCAGCCCGGUCACCUCGGUGUUAACGCCGGUGAGUCAAGUGCAGCCCAGCGCCGUCACGGCCAAAGAAACGUACCAUCCACCCGGGGUGACUGCCGUCCAGAGAUUCCGCUCGACGGCACCUCUGCUCAUCGACGCUCCGCCACGUCGGCCUCCGCUCAACUCUGCCCUCGCAUCCACAUCUUUACAUUCGCUGGUCUCUUCCGCAACACACAAUGCCGCCGUCAAGGCAGCUACUAAGCCGGCGCCUUCCAAACGUAAACUGAAGCAGCAGCAGUGUGAGGCGGCAAAAGAAAAGGUACCCCAUAACGUCCGUCAGCGUUAUGUUAACAUCUUCACAGAGGAGUUCCUGAAAACAACACCCAAUGUUAAUGAUGCCUUUCAGAAGGCACUUGCUGAAGAAAAAACUGUGUACAGCCGUAGUGUAAAUAAACUCAAAUACCUGAGCAUUGCUGUGAAUGCGCUCAAGAGGCUGAAGAACCAGAGUACUUCUACUGCAAAGAGUGAAAAAGGAGUCAGCAGCCAGAGACUAAGAGGAAACAUCCCACUCGACCUAAAUAUGUUGAAAGGAAAUGACGAUGCAGCGUUCUAUGAAAGUCUGAAGGAUCAUCUUCUGAGUGACGACAGAAUGAUUGAGAGCAAUUAUCCUGUCCAGCACCCGGAGAAACGCGGUUGUGCUGUUCUGUUCGCCGAUAAGAAAGUGAACACAGACCCCCUCAAGAGAAUCUGCUGUCGCUGCGGGGCUACGUACUCUGUGAGUGUAACUGGCAAACACAUCCGUAAAGAGGAGUGCAACUACCAUUCUGGGAAAGGAGUUGAAAGCAGAGUACCAGGUGGAGUGGAGACCCGCUACAGCUGCUGUCAGGGGGUCAUGGGAGCUCCUGGAUGUCAGUUGUUUAAGUUGCAUGUUCAUGAUCAUCUCAGCCUGGAUGGGUUCGUGUCUACUGCCCUAAGGUGUCACACGGAUGGAAGCUGUCCUGGGGUUUACUCAUUAAACUGUGAAAUGUGUUACACUGUGAAAGGUCUGGAGCUGUCCAGAGUGACGGUGGUCAGUUCAGAUCUUCAAGUCAUUUACGACACCUUCGUCAGAGCUGAUAAGGAAGUCAUUGACUAUAAUACCAGGUUUUCAGGCAUCAGUGAGAAGGAUGUAAAGGGAACCCACAGCUCCCUCAGAGAGGUUCAAGACACAUUGUUGAGUUUCAUCAGCGCAGAUACGAUUCUUGUGGGACAUGGCCUAGAAAUGGACCUCUGUUUACUGAAGUUGCUUCAUGGGAUGGUGGUGGACACCUCGGUGGUCUUCCCUCAUCGCCUGGGCCCCCCUCACAAGUUGAGCCUCAACAACCUCACUGCUGAAUACCUCAGGAGGAUCAUCCAGGAGAGUGUUUGUGGUCAUGACACUGCAGAGGACGCGGCUGCCUGCAUGGAGCUCAUGCUGUGGAGGAUAAAAGAAGAUGGAAAAUGGAGAAAAUGAAGAGGAAUUCUCUUCACACAAAAAUAUGAUGCAUACAUGAAAGUUGAAGUUGAAACAAAGGGGCUUAUUGUUGUAUUUACUUUGUUACCUCACUGUUUGUUAUACUUUUCUGAAAGUGAAAUAUAGUU